Messenger RNA from Phytophthora nicotianae INRA-310, 1081 nucleotides. RefSeq lists its product as hypothetical. Lineage: Eukaryota; Oomycota; Peronosporomycetes; Peronosporales; Peronosporaceae. Bases 42 to 953 code for a protein of 303 amino acids. The record is from RefSeq and is a predicted model, not a curated record. The transcript is spliced from 2 exons.
GCUUCAGUAUCGAAAAAAGAAUCGAAGAAGAAAGGAAGGCGAUGGCUACGUUGCGCCCGACAUUGCAGGAGACGGCGCGGCUCCCGUGGGUGAACGCCGCCUUCUUCGGGCUGCAAUCGCUGCUGACGUGCAUCGGCCUGGCGGUAGGUGACGCGGGCGACGUGCGCGCCCAGACCGACACGUUGUUGACGCCUGCAGCGUACGCCUUCUCCAUCUGGAACGUCAUCUACCUGCUCUGUAUGAUUCUACUCAUCACCGACAUUUCGUACGCGGGACUAUCGCUCUACGACUCGGCUGCCAAGCCCAAUGCGCUACGGCUAUGCUUCGCCGCCUCCUGUGUGGUUAACGGCACGUGGUGUAUUGUUCUGGCCAGCGGACACGUGGUGGGUGCCAGUGUGCUGGUAUCGCUGCUAUGGCUGACGCUGCUGCCACUCUACGUCUUUGCAAGCUACGAGCGCAACGUCAAAACGGUGUUGUGGCACGAAUAUCUGUGCAGUGAGCUGUGCAUCCGACUGUACUUUGCGUGGAUCACGGUGGAGGCCGUUGUGAGCUGGACCAUGGCGUUGCAGAUCAAGGACGGCAGCUACCUGCAGCUUUCGACAUAUCUAACAAUACUGGCUGUAUUACUAGUGAUGGCGCUGUCAGGGCUUUCGCACGGUCGAGAUCCUAUCAUGGCUCUAGUAGUGACGUGGGCGCUCGUUGGCAUCAUUUCCAAGGACGUCUCGAGUCUCGACGGUCAAAUUGUCAAGGAUUUCGAGAAGAUACAGGCAGCUGCAACACUUGGAGCUGGUGUGUUGAUUGCUAUGGUGCUGGUGUCGUGUAGCUACUGGAUCAUUGAAUUUAACUGCAAGUCGAAGCCGCUGUCGCCCCCACCAAGACGGCUCUCUAGACUCUCCCAAGCCUCUGCUAAAGACAACGAUUACGGCUCGAUCAGAUUCGUGGCGGCAGCCUGAUGUCGCUUCCUCCUGCUCGGACUCUCCACCAGUAUAUCCAUGUUACGUUUGACUCAGAAAUUUAUUUUUCUCCAAUCAUGAUGACGAAUUUUGAGUUUUCCCGCCAAUCAUAACCGUCAAUUGUCCUU